AUGCCGCCAGUGUCUGAAAUGGAGAUGGCCGCGCCAGAGGGGGAAGUCACGGGGGGGUUGUCCCGAGCCGACUGCCUCUGCCCUGUUUGCCUAGAGAUCUUUCUGGAGCCGGUGACGUUGCCGUGCAGCCACACCUUCUGCAAGCCCUGCUUCCUGGAGACGGUGGACAAGGCCAAUCUGUGCUGCCCGCUGUGUCGCAAGCGGGUGUCAACGUGGGCACGGCUCAACGGCCGGAACAAGACCCUGGUCAACGAUGAGCUGUGGCAGCGGGUGCAGGUGGCGUUCCCCAUGCAGUGCCAACGCAGGCUCAGUGGACAGGAGGAGGAGGAUGAAAACAGUUAAGUGACUGACACACUGUAUGUGUUUUCCAUUUAACAUUAAUUUAACAAUAAGUGACAUCCAAAUGGCCUGUGUCCUUUAGUACAGCUGGGUUGGGUAUGCUUUAAGGUAAUUAUGGGUCCACACAGCACCUUGGAAUCAGACAAAUCUAUUUAUUCUCACUGUUGUGGGUUACACGAGGUCGGUUGACCUGUUUGUUUACCUUCCAUUUCCCUCUGCCUCCAGUAUUGGUCCCCGGACCCAAAGUCAGUCAGCCUGGAGAGGUACGGAGAGAGUACGAGGAACAAAUCAGCAAGGUGAAUUAUCAGGGUAAAUUAUACCUAGGGUCCUGAGUUUUUCCUGGUCCUGAGUUUUUCCUGACCACGUAACGUGACCAGGAAAAACUCUGGGCCAUAGUUAUGGACCUAGGUUCUACAGUUUUUUUUAUGGUCCGAUCGCGGCCUCAGGGAAAACUCUUGGCCCAAGUUAUAAUGCAAGUUUACAUUUUACUACACUCUAUAGUCACAUAGAAUACACUUGACAUGACCUCUGACCCUUUUCCAGCUAUUAGAGGAGAAGCGUACCCUGGAGGAGGCAGAGAGGAAAGCAAGUGAGGAGUACAUCCAGAGUCUCCUCGCAGGCGAGGAGGAGCGCCUGGCGGAGGAGAGAAGGAAGCACGAGGAGAGGCAGCUGGAGAACGACGAGAAGCUGGCCAGACUGCUCAGCCAGGAGCUGGUGGGUUUAAUAAUCUGUGUAAUAUCGGAUUACAGUGUACUCAGGUUCUCCCUCAUUUUUAGAGCCACUCAGACCAGUUUCACUUUUUCAUAAGAACAUAUCGUUUAUUGCAGACAAAAAGGCAAAUUGCAAUAAUGUAUCAAUUCAAUUGAUUUGGUCUGUAUAGUAGCAGAUCAGGUUUACAGGUUGUGUAGGUAAAGGUACAAUUAGUGUUCUAAUCUUAGAAGCUUGCAUUAUCUUUUCAGGUCAAUGACAUAGGUGGAAAUCUGAAACCAAGAACGGAACGCAAUGUCAGAGAAACAGCAUAG
This is a messenger RNA of Coregonus sp. 'balchen', 1361 nucleotides long. Lineage: Eukaryota; Metazoa; Chordata; Actinopteri; Salmoniformes; Salmonidae. The record is from the annotation of a GenBank genome assembly.